AUGAACAUGUUUGCUGCAGGUUUGCUUGCAUUCCUCGCCAUGAUUUUGUUAUCAGAUGACAAAGAAAUGUUUGGAAAAUGUUUCGACAAGCUCCAAGGAUUUCAUAAUCACCCUCAAAGCACCUGCUCCAUCACAGAUGAUAACAACACCGGCUCCUCAACGCGACAAGAUCAAAUCGACAGGAGACAAAAGAAAGUUUGCACACAAGCGGUUGGAACGAUUUUCAAGCAAAUUCGUUCUAGCCACGUGUCAAGGGCAAUAGAAAAUGAUCCCGAUUGUGAUGAUAGUGACGACGAGGGUGCUGUGAAUCAAAACGAUCAAUUCUCCGACUCUUCGGCUUCAGGGAACGAAGAACAGGAUGGGUCAAGGCAAGCUCGCGAGGUCGACAGCGUGAGGGAGCAAGAACCCAACUCUGAGGACGCCGCCGGGCUAGGACAGCAGACCCAAGGCGGCUUGUCUACAGAAGCCUCGACAGGAGCUGCGUUGAAGCCUGCUUGCGAUGCCCGAGUCGGGGGCGUGAGUGAGCGAGGACGUGAGGCCGAUUCAGGGCAGCCUGGGUCGAAGAGCCAGCGAGAACCCGAAGCUGGGCCAGGACAGCAGAUACAAGGCGGCUUGUCCACAGGGGCCACUUUGGAGCAUGCUGAGAGGGUUUGUCUGGGUACCGGUUCCGUAAUGAUGGAAGACAGUACAUUGAUAAAUCCCCCUGCGGAAUUCUUUCAAGAUUUGUCAAAGCACCAUCACGGAAUGCAACAUUGGAUUGCGGGUAUUGAUCGAAUGGUGAAGCAAGGAUUGGGUAAUGUCUUGCAAAAAUUGAAAUCGAUGGAACAAAUGCUUAAUGAGAGAGUGACCUCAGCUCAAAAGGAGACGAGAGAACUAAGACAAAGACUGGAGCUCCAAGAAUCAAAAGAGCGUGUCAAAAUGAAAGCAAUUCAAAAUCUGAAUCAACGUCAGGGAGCAACAGAGCAGAAGAUCUGUGAUCAAACAGCUGUAAACAAUGAUUUGAGCAACAAGAUUGAGACAAAUCUUGAAAAGAUAAAUAACUUGUCGCAAAGGCAACAAACAAUACAUUACAAUUGGUAUACUUUUGAGAACCAAAUAACUACACGAGUACAGGCAUCAGAGCAGACCCUGCAGAGCUCGCUCCAGACUGCAGAGCGGACGAUCCGGGACGAGGUCACCAGCAAGCUACAGGCGUCAGAGCAGACCCUGCAGAGCUCGCUCCAGACUGCAGAGCGGACGAUCCGGGACGAGGUCACCAGCAAGCUACAGGCGUCAGAGCAGACCCUGCAGAGCUCGCUCCAGACUGCAGAGCGGACGAUCCGGGACGAGGUCACCAGCAAGCUACAGGCGUCAGAGCAGACCCUGCAGAGCUCGCUCCAGACUGCAGAGCGGACGAUCCGGGACGAGGUCACCAGCAAGCUACAGGCGUCAGAGCAGACCCUGCAGAGCUCGCUCCAGACUGCAGAGCGGACGAUCCGGGACGAGGUCACCAGCAAGCUACAGGCGUCAGAGCAGACCCUGCAGAGCUCGCUCCAGACUGCAGAGCGGACGAUCCGGGACGAGGUCACCAGCAAGCUACAGACGUCAGAGCAGACCCUGCAGAGCUCGCUCCAGACUGCAGAGCGGACGAUCCGGGACGAGGUCACCAGCAAGCUACAGGCGUCAGAGCAGACCCUGCAGAGCUCGCUCCAGACUGCAGAGCGGACGAUCCGGGACGAGGUCACCAGCAAGCUACAGACAUCAGAGCAGACCCUGCAGAGCUCGCUCCAGACUGCAGAGCGGACGAUCCGGGACGAGGUCACCAGCAAGCUACAGGCGUCAGAGCAGACCCUGCAGAGCUCGCUCCAGACUGCAGAGCGGACGAUCCGGGACGAGGUCACCAGCAAGCUACAGGCGUCAGAGCAGACCCUGCAGAGCUCGCUCCAGACUGCAGAGCGGACGAUCCGGGACGAGGUCACCAGCAAGCUACAGACGUCAGAGCAGACCCUGCAGAGCUCGCUCCAGACUGCAGAGCGGACGACUCAGAACGAGGUCACCAGCAAGCUACAGGCGUCAAGGCAGACCCUGCAGUCCUCCUUAGAGUCUGUUUUCAAGAACUUCUUUCAGACCGUGUUUUCAUCCCAAAAAGCAUCGUCAGAAUCUAUGUCAGAACACUCGCUUCAACGUAGCGUGCAGCAUUUAGUGCGAAUUGCUUUUGAGCAGGUGCAAACAGCAAUUUUGAAUCAGGAAAGUGAGCAAUCGUUUGUUCUACAGUCGGGAUUUUCUAGUGUUUUGCAAACAGACGAAAGCAACCGUUAUGGACAUGGUCGAGAUAUCUCUGGAGACGGCGAUGCGUUGCACGACGGAGGAGAAGGCUCAUCGCGGGACCGACCGCAUCUGGGGCGGGAGCAGGGCCAGUCAUUGGGAGAGCCCCCGUCUCCCGUCGCCUCAGAUCAAAGGCAGGCUCCCAGCGUCGCACGGCCGUUGCGCGAGAUCCCAAGUUCCACCCCUGCCGUCAACGUCAACGGGGCAUCUACGGAGGCAGCUGUGCCGGCAGGGGCGGAGGUGCAGACGGCAGCUGCAGCGUUCCUAUCUACCCCGGCAGGGUCUGGACAAGAGGGCGGUGACAGGUCGACACGAUCAGCCAGUCCGUCAACGUUGGAUCCAUCCCGACCAGCAAGUCAACCCGUCGUCGCUGAGGUUGCGAGCUCACCGCCUGUCGGAGGGGAAGCGCUCAGGCGAUCAGCUCCUGUCGAGCAGCGAGAGGGUCAUAGUGAGCAUGGCAGCACGAGAGGACACGAAGACACACAACAUCGGAGGAGGCGAGGGAGGCCGAGGAAAAUACAAACUGAGAGCAACGAUACCACAGCAGCCAUGAACAGAGUCGACCCCAGCAGGGUAUCUAGCAAGGCGAUCAACAGAGACAACGAAAACAACCGCCACCGUGACCUUGCGGAGGAAGGAGAUAUCUCUGGAGACGGCGAUGCGUUGCACGACGGAGGAGAAGGCUCAUCGCGGGACCGACCGCAUCUGGGGCGGGAGCAGGGCCAGUCAUCGGGAGAGCCCCAGUCUCCCGUCGCCUCAGAUCAAAGGCAGGCUCCCAGCGUCGCACGGCCGUUGCGCGAGAUCCCAAGUUCCACAGCUACUGACAUGAAUCUUGAUACUCGUGUGAAGCGAAGGAGGAUCGAUGGACAUGGCAGGCUCAAUGGGUCCAUGAAUUUCAAGAAGAAGCAGUCAUCGGUUGUGCGUGAGGAAAGCUGCUCCAAGGCGUUUGUGGAUGAGCUGAGCAAUGAAGAGGUGGUCAUGUACCUUCUGGAAUGCUUUGUAAGAGCCAAGAAGAAGCGGCGUACAGUCGAUCACUUCUACAAUCACAGCUGGUCGCCGAACCUCGAACAAGUUUGGAAAACCAGGUUCAAAGACACGCACCCCAGGGAAAUGAAUUGCAAGUUUGUGAGCGGCUCAGUGGUCGGAGUUCUUUACCAGGAAGAGUGGAGGGAAGGGAAAGGAGAAUGGUACAUCGGGAGAAAGAUCAGGUCAGAUUGGAACCAUUUCCAAGCCAUAUUCACUGAUUGCGAGGUAGAGACGUUUAACCUUGCGGAGGAGAGCACGAUUCUUGAGAAUGCUCCACGCAAUGAACAGAAGGGUCAGUUCUUCGACGUCUACCGGGAUGAUAAAGUAGCAACCUUGUUGCCUUUUGUUUCGGAAAUUCGUGAAUUCUUGAUCGACUCGUUCGUCCUGAAGGAGAUCCACGAAUCUGAAUGA
Guillardia theta CCMP2712 is the source of this 3741-nucleotide messenger RNA. RefSeq lists its product as hypothetical. The coding region runs from base 1 to 3741 and encodes 1246 amino acids. The record is from RefSeq and is a predicted model, not a curated record. The transcript is spliced from 9 exons. NCBI's taxonomy places the organism in Eukaryota, Cryptophyceae, Pyrenomonadales, Geminigeraceae.